Malaclemys terrapin pileata is the source of this 2436-nucleotide messenger RNA. It is a transcript of the gene PID1, whose product is annotated as phosphotyrosine interaction domain containing 1. The record is from RefSeq and is a predicted model, not a curated record. NCBI's taxonomy places the organism in Eukaryota, Metazoa, Chordata, Testudines, Emydidae. Bases 316 to 969 code for a protein of 217 amino acids. Gene Ontology annotation, biological process: negative regulation of D-glucose import across plasma membrane; regulation of reactive oxygen species metabolic process; regulation of mitochondrial membrane potential. Gene Ontology annotation, cellular component: cytoplasm. The transcript is spliced from 3 exons.
GCUGCUGCUGUCGCUGCUGCUGCACUGGGGGGCCGCCGGCGGAGCUCAGCGUCCCGCUCGCUGGUGCAAUAGGACAGCUCAGCGCGGCUAGCAGAGGAGCAGGCGGAGAACCCGGGGGUGGGGGGGGGCAAGUUACCAGGCUUCCCGCAGCUGGAGUCUGUCCCUGGCUGGGCACUGGCCCGUCCCCCGGCUGCUGAAGGACUGAACGCACCUCGCUGCCACCCCCAAACAGAUGUGAGCGAGCCUGGAGAACUGAACCCCAGCUCGCAAUCAACAGUGUCCUCCUCUCCGCCGCAGCACCAGAGAGGGUGAAAUAUGUGGCAGCCGGCAACCGAGAGACUGCAGCAUUUUCAGACCAUGUUGAAGACCAAGUUGAAUGUCCUAACUCUUCGGAAAGAGCCUCUUCCUACAGUGAUCUUCCAUGAGCCAGAAGCCAUUGAGCUGUGCACCACAACUCCAUUAAUGAAGACCCGGGCCCACACUGGAUGCAAGGUUACAUAUUUGGGUAAGGUGUCCACAACAGGGAUGCAAUUUUUAUCAGGCUGCACAGAAAAACCUGUCAUUGAAUUAUGGAAGAAGCACACACUAGCCAGGGAGGACGUCUUCCCAGCCAAUGCCCUUCUGGAAAUCCGCCCCUUCCAAGUCUGGCUUCAUCACCUGGACCACAAAGGCGAAGCCACAGUCCACAUGGAUACCUUUCAGGUGGCACGUAUAGCCUACUGCACUGCCGACCACAACGUCAGCCCAAACAUCUUUGCUUGGGUUUACAGGGAGAUCAACGAUGACUUGUCCUAUCAGAUGGACUGCCAUGCUGUAGAGUGUGAGAGCAAGCUGGAGGCCAAGAAGCUGGCUCAUGCCAUGAUGGAGGCCUUUAAGAAGACUUUCCACAGCAUGAAGAGUGAUGGCCGGAUCCACAGGAAUAGCUCAUCUGAGGAAGUGUCUCAUGAAUUCGAAUCUGAUGAUGGCUGACUCAACUCAUUGAUGGUACAGCAAGGGCAGAAAUUGCCUAGGGAAUAGGAGCUGAUAGAUGAAUAAGCAACAACUGAUAUCUGGAAUUAAAAGACGGCCAAACACUCGGCUCACCAGCUUUUUAAAUCAAAAGAGCAAAUCAGUACCUAAAGAUAUGCAUCAUUAAAGUAAUUAUGUUACAUUGAAAUCUGCUGCUGUUGUAAAUGUGAGAAAAAGCUUCCCCCUUUCCCGCCCUCUCACCCCAUUUUACCUCCCCAACCCAUGCACCAUCUAAUGUUUAUAGCCUAGUAUAGUUCAGGUGUACAAUCUGAAGUUGAUUCAGUCCAGUUUGCCUUAUGAAAUCCAUCAAGCAAUUUUAAUAGUAGAUUCUCUGGGAUUCAUAGCUCGGAUCUGAUGCUGCUAUGCAGCAGCAAGUGGAAAAGGGAGCCCCUUGGUUCAGAAAAACGAAUCCCUUUCAAUGUCCUAUUGCAAAAUCCUUUGACCUUACCUAGGCUGAAACAGCCAUUCAUAAGCUUUUUGACAAAUGGCCUGACAUUCUGCAGUUUAUUCACAUUUCAUAAUUUUUUAAAAAGAUGCUUAUAUUUACACAUUAUAUCAUAUGCUAUCCUUUAUUUUAUUCAUUUUGUCUAUUUUCUUAAUGUACCUGCAGCUACUCAUCUCCCACCAAGCACCAUUAAAUACAAUUUCCAGGAUACCAAAAAGGGAAAAAAAAAUCCAUGAUGGCUGGUAAUACAGUGAACCAGCUCCAUUAUUUCUGCUGAGAGUUGAGUGACAUGUUGCUAAGACCCGUGGUCUUUCACCAGUUGAACUGGGACUUAUGAUCCACCUCAGAUCUGAAGUUAUACGAACAUGGUAGCCUUAACUCCACAGUAGUCUCCAUCACCAACCUAGUAUAUAUAAUUUGAUGUAGCUGGUACUCCUGGGUCACAAAAGCCAGGGGUGUGUUACCAUAAUAGCAAAGUGUCUCUGACAAUUAAAGGCACUAGUCCUUUUAGAGUCAGGUUUGAAAUGAUUGGUUUGUACUGAAAUGAUUGAGAAGUUCACAUUAAGAUAUCCUGCACUUUUUCUGGUCCACGGACAAAAAGGUUCAUAACUUUUGUAAAGGCAGAAAAAAAAAUCAAAUAAAAACAAAACUUUUGGUUCACUAAAUGUUUUUAAGGCCAAGAGCAGAUGAAUAGUUUGCAGGGAAUGCUGCUCCUUGUUCGUAAUCAUGGUAAUGGUAGGGGCACUAGGGCACCUUACAGAAGCCUUAAAAGAAAGCUAUGUGUCUGUGUUUUAUGUGUGUAUAUAUACACAUUGUGUGAGAGAGCAUAUGUAUGCCUGUGUUAAAGCAUGUAGAUUGAGCAUGGAGACAUGUUGAGGAGGACCCACGGCUCUUGAAAAUAUGCUUGUUGCUUUCCAAUGUAUGUAAACUAUUCUCCAGCAUAAAUACAUUCAUACUUUAAUAAAAAAUAUGUUUGAGUUAAA